GGUUGCGAUCCGUGCUCCUUUUUUUGCGCAGCACCACCACCUUUCCACCUGAAACGGCCCGGCAAGGCCGCGAGAGGACCAAGGUUAGGCCUUCGGUCUUUCUUUCUCUCUCUCUCUCUACAGUAUAGGGACGGGGAAAUAGAGCGCGACCUCCAACCAUAGAGUGCGAACUGGAGGAAGGGGAAGGCUUCUAUAGCGGCUGUCUUGCGUGGCCCGAGACGCAGCCCCGCCUCUUUCUGUCGAUAUCGUGCUAGAUAGGUCCGGCGAAGCGUGGAGAUGGAAAGCGCUGGCGAAGAGCGGCUGCCGACUGAGAUGGAAACGCAAACUCACCAAGAAGGCUUCACGAAGGUCCUCAAGCGGAAGAGGCGCCGGGAGCCCCAGAUGGACACGAACGAGAGCCCGGUGCCUCGGAAGCGGCCGGAUUUCCCCCCUCUUAGCGGAGAAGCCCUCGCCUGUGGAAAAGAUGAAUUGAGAAAAAUUCCUGUACCAGCAAACAGAUAUACUCCUUUAAAAGAGAACUGGAUGAAAAUUUUUACACCAAUUGUAGAACAUUUGCAGCUUCAAAUUAGAUUUAACUUAAAAACAAGGAAUGUAGAGAUAAAGACUUGUAAAGAAACAAAAGACAUAGGUGCUUUGACAAAAGCAGCUGAUUUUGUAAAAGCUUUUAUACUAGGAUUUCAAGUUGAGGAUGCACUUGCAUUAAUCAGAUUAGAUGAGCUUUUUCUAGAAUCAUUUGAAGUAACAGAUGUCAAACCUUUAAAAGGAGAUCAUCUUUCAAGAGCAAUAGGAAGAAUUGCUGGAAAAGGCGGAAAAACCAAAUUUACUAUUGAAAAUGUAACAAGGACGCGAAUAGUUCUUGCAGAUUCGAAAGUUCAUAUUUUAGGAUCUUUCCAGAACAUUAAAAUGGCACGGACAGCCAUUUGCAAUCUCAUUCUAGGAAGUCCUCCAUCCAAAGUUUAUGGCAAUAUUAGAGCAGUAGCAAGCAGAGCAGCAGAAAGAUUUUAAGACCAUGGUUUUUGAAGUCACACGCUUCUACACAAGAUACUGGAAAACACUUGAAGGAAGCAAUGUCAGAAUACUGUUUACAAGAAAGUGUGCUUUUCUUUAAAACCCAAAACAAACACAUUGUGUUUCAGAAGCUCUGCUAAACCAUUUCAAGUGGGUGGCAUUUCAGCCACACCAAAAUUUGGAAUAUUUUGUUUGUCCAGUUUGGGCUGAAACAAAAUUCAGGAUUUUAAGGGUGAGUUGGGCAAGGCUGAUAUGCCGGGCCUCUCUUUUCCCUCCUGGCUUGUGGCAGGCUACCAAUAUUUUCCAAUGUCUCCCUUGCCCUACUUCCCGCUAGCUACUGCCACAUCUUUAGCUUCCAGUGGAAAUACCCACCUGAACUACUCAUUCCUGAUAUUUGCACUUUCUUAGUUUUUGGUUGCCACCAAUAUCCCUGGGUUUUCCACUUUCUCCAAUGCCCCAAAACAAUUCUUUCUGAAUUAAUUUAUGCCUAGGCCACUCAAAACUAGCAGCUCCAUGCAUGGAAUAUUUUUCACAUCCCUAGUAAACUGAUAGCAAUUUUCAGUUCCAACAGCAAUGUUCUCAAGCAAGUAUCUAUUAUCAAGUGUUCUAAAUGAAGUUAUGUCCAAUAAAAACUGGUACUUGAAUUUC
This is a messenger RNA of Pantherophis guttatus, 1656 nucleotides long. RefSeq names its product partner of NOB1 homolog (gene PNO1). Gene Ontology annotation, molecular function: RNA binding. Gene Ontology annotation, cellular component: nucleus. NCBI's taxonomy places the organism in Eukaryota, Metazoa, Chordata, Lepidosauria, Squamata, Colubridae. The record is from RefSeq and is a predicted model, not a curated record.